Mucor mucedo is the source of this 692-nucleotide messenger RNA. RefSeq lists its product as uncharacterized. NCBI's taxonomy places the organism in Eukaryota, Fungi, Mucoromycota, Mucoromycetes, Mucorales, Mucoraceae. The record is from RefSeq and is a predicted model, not a curated record. Bases 115 to 663 code for a protein of 182 amino acids. The transcript has a single exon. Gene Ontology annotation, cellular component: mitochondrion. Gene Ontology annotation, molecular function: nucleic acid binding.
ACCGCUACUUAAACCUUUUCAUUGACCGUGUGUGACUUUUUUAACCAAGGAAAAAGGGACAAAGGGGAAAAAAAUAGCUUGGUACCACCUCAGUCUUUUUUUUUUUUUUUAUCAAUGAUUAGACGUCUAUCCACUUUAACAAAAAAAAGUCGGUUAUCUAGCUUUUUACAGCAAGCAGAUAAAGAUGUAACAAGUACAGUAUACCGAGGAACUCUAUUUGAGUUACAAACUUUAGAAUGUUUAGAAACAAUUGCUGGCAUGAGUUUACAACAUGUGGGUGGUAAGGGCGAUGGUGGCAUUGACUUGAGAGGCCAUUGGUUUAACAACAUUCAAGUCAUAAUUCAAUGUAAAAAUUUGAAGACAGGUUGCACGCCUGACCAUUUAAGACAAUUAAUCGGCAGUACUGUUAUAUCUUCCUCGAAGAAGAAAACAAUUGGAAUUCUAUCAACUAUCAGUCAUCGGCACUUCACUCGUGACGUACUAUCACAUUUUAAUUCAAGUCCAAUUCCUCUUGGUUUAGCUACUGUACAAGAUACAAGCCUAAAAUCACUCAUGUUCAAUAAAAAGGCACAAUCAAUGUUGAAAGGCUUAACUGUGACUAGCCAAUUUGAUUCAGAAGGAAAUGAAUCCAUUUAUAUCGAUAUACCCUCAUCUCUAAAAUAAAAACAUUCUCUGUACAACUUUUUUUUUUA